Messenger RNA from Saccostrea echinata, 3279 nucleotides. RefSeq lists its product as uncharacterized. The transcript is spliced from 8 exons. The record is from RefSeq and is a predicted model, not a curated record. The coding region runs from base 313 to 1302 and encodes 329 amino acids. Lineage: Eukaryota; Metazoa; Mollusca; Bivalvia; Ostreida; Ostreidae.
UAUUCAAGGUGUCUCGUAAUAUGUCUAGCCAGGUGUGCAACAUAACUUCAAUCCUGUAAUAUCUGAGAAAUUUUAGACUUUAGAAUAAUGCACUUUUAAAGAUGGAAAAUUGAUAUGGAUUAUGCCAUUCAGUUUCGAUUUUUACACCACAGAAUAGGAGAAGGAAGUUAUACCUACAUUGAAUUUUAAAGGUUAUAGGGAAACCUGCUAAACAGGUCUUGGAUAAUAUCCUGUUUGUUCCUUCUGCGACUUAAAAGUAUUUCAAUUUCCAGAGUUUAAACGGUUCGAAGAAGGAAUACUUCUGGAUUUCUGAUGGCAAAUCAACCACCACUGGUUAUUUUAUUCUUGAUAGGUGCAGUUUUUAUAUUGUUUGUCACUACUCCAUUGAUCAAAAAAAGUCUUGAUUUAUGGAACGAUCACGAAAACCAGUGUUCCAUCUAUAACAGACUACUGAAAUUAAAAGUGAAUCCACCAGAAGACUGUCCAUACAAUGAAGUAAAAGAUUUAGCAUUUGAACUAAUGCUGAUGGGAAUCAUUUUUCUCAGCCUUGUUACUUUCUUCCUUGGUUUCAUGUGGGUUUUCAUUACAUGCUUACCAAAACAUCGUCGAAAAGAGAUUGGCAUACUAAGUGGUUUCUUUGCUUGUGCUGUAGUAGUCCUGGCUGUGUUCAUGGCUAUGAACUAUAAGGACUUGCAUGCUUUCGUAUACAAAGAUAACAAGAUGAAUUGGACAUCUUUACAUUCAAAUAUGAAUUCAUCUCUAUUGAAGAAUUUUGUUAGUGAUAACAUCAUAAGUGCGAAUGAAACGUCAAACCGAUGGAAUAUCUUUUUCACAGAGAAUAAGUGCUGCGGUGUUAAUUCAGUUUACGGGACAACUAAUGAUUUUGACACGACUCCGUGGUGUACAACAGCUGGUUCCUGUCAGCAAACAAAUUCUCAGAUUCCAAAGUCCUGCUGUGUCGGUGUCACCAAGGAGAACUUCCAGUUAGCUGAUAUAAAAUGUCAUGCUCAAGUCAGCCCACAAACAUAUAAUGAUAAGGGGUGUUAUUUAGUAAUAAAAGAGAAGAUAACUGAAGAAAGAAUCAAGCAUAAUUCAAAUAUAAAACAGGUCCUUAAUGAGGAAAUGAACGUGUUAAUGGCGAUGGGAGUAUGUAUAAUAAUGCCGGUGUUUGGAAUUGUUGCCAUUUGUUGUGGUUUAAUUAAAAAUUGCUGCAAAUCGAAAACACAGGAAAAUGACGAAUAUAAAAAGGAAAGUAAUUGGACAGAGAAAGCAAAUACAGAGACGAACCAAACAAAGAUGUAACAAUCUGCUACACGUACAUGUGAACAAGUAGCUUGCUCUAUUAAUUCAAUAUUAAUGGUUAUUAUAAGAAAAUGGCAUAUAGUCAACAUCAAUGGUGAUUAAGAAAAAACUAUUUUAAACAUAAAUUGACAAAGAGCAUGACCUGAUAAUAGCCAGAUUGUGCUUCUUGUUAUCCCCCCCCCCCAAAAAAAAAGAAAACGAAAAAAAGUUGAACCUCUCAAAGUGUUAUUAAGAAUCUUAUACAAUGUUUUUCUCUUGAAAACCACUAUUACUUUACUUUUGAUGAAGAAUUCACAGCAUACAUAGAGGCGUAAAAAAGCUGUUUAAUUAGAACACAUUUCCGAAUUUCCUUAUAUCUAAAGAAAUUUAAUUAAAAAUCAAAUAUUUUUCACUCAAAAAUCACAGAGCGCAAACAAUCCAAAUUGAGAUAUUUUUUUCUAAACAAGAUGAAUGUGAUACUUUUGCAUGAAAUUUAAAGAUUUCGUAGAAUUGUCUGACAAUAAUAUGCCUAAAAAGUCACGAAUAUUUUAGUAAAAAUGAGAAAAAACUGGAAACUGACAACAUUUGUGAACUUCCUGUGAGCUAUGUGUAUGUAAUCACUUAACAUCAAUACUCCUUCAGAAACAAUAAAAUUAUAAUCGAUAGUCGGUUUCUUAUUUUGAACUACUAUAUAGUAUUUUUUUUUUUUUUUUUUUUUUUUUUUUUUUUUUUUUUACAUAUAUAUUUUAGACUUAUUCAUUGCUUUGUAAUUUAAGAGUUUAAUAUUUACUUUUUUAAAAUGCAGUAAAAUUUGUUAAAAGCGAACACGCCUAUAAUGAAUUGACGCUUUCAAAUAUUUUGUGAGCUUAACGGAUGCAAAAAAUUACGUUUAUAAUGAAGCAAAAUCGUCUAUUCCUGGUACUUCGUUAUUCGCUUUUUUCUGUACGUAUACUUUUUAUUAUUUUUCAAAAAUAAACCCCGUCAAAUUAUGCUUAAUUAUGGACUACAUGGAAAUUUAAUGUAUUUAGUGAGGUGCUGAAAAUAUUUGAUAUCAAAAAGCUUUUUGUUGAAAAAAUACUGACCUUCUAUUGAAAUAAAAAAAUGAAAAGGUUUUACAGUUAACAUUUCGCCUUAUCUUAAUAAGCUUCAUAAUGAAUAUUUUACAUUCCUCAUUCUCAGUCAUUUUUAGAUCAUUGAUGGAACUUAGAAAUAAAUUUUAUAUUUUGAACUUGUGAAUAUGUAUAAUGCACAAUGAAACAAAAAUAUUUUCUCUUUCCUUAAAAGAUUAUACUUUCAUAUGAUUAACCUAGACAUGUUCUUGAAUUUACACAUUACUCAUCGAAUAAUUCAGAAUCAUAUAUCAUCACUCACGUGAAAUUUUAUAAAAAACUACAAUACAAUAUUUCAUCUUUGUAUCUAUUAUUAGGUAUAAUGUACAAAUCUUACACUAUAUAAAAUAAAAUGUAGACGUUUGUAUAUAGAUAUUAAUAAAUGACAACCUGUUUGAUCUGAAAAAUAAUCUUCAUACAAGAUGUGAUUGUUAGGUCCAGCUGUAAUAUUAACAAUAGUUCUUUGACAUACUAUUUAUGUCAUUUUAUAAGAUUUUAGUGGACAGUUGAUGAAACUGAAUUUGCAAUUUCAUGUUGUUAGUGAAACCAAUUACGUACAUUUAUCAUGUAUUUCUGCAAUUGUUGUUUGCAAAGUGUGAAUAAAGUUAGCUGGAAGAUCGUCAUAAGAAAUAUUAAUCAUUGAUGGCGAUUCAUUGUUGCAUUUAUUAAGAUUUAAACAAUUGUCUUGUGAAUUUGCACUAUCAAUCCUAAUCCUACACAAAAUUCGCGGAGUAUGAACACAAAGUAUUAAAAAUAUUGCUGUUUAAGGAGGUUGAAUCCUGCCAUCAAAAGUAAUGAGAAUUUUUUUUUCUUUAUUCUUCAAUCACACAAAUUAUAAAUACAAACAGUCACAGUUAUAUAAAGAAAAAAAUGUGUGAAAGAAUUUUAU